AUGUUCUGUAUGCUAGGUGGAAAGCGCUCACUGUUGAUGCAGCUUUGCUCAUUACCCGCUCCUUACUAUUUAAAUAGCGCGCUAAUGGACAUUUUGAUGCCAACUUUGAUGGCGAUUUGUUAUAAGAAUCAGAUGGCAGUAGAUCUAAUCAGUCCAUCGCUCAGCUCGAAAACGUUCGCUCGUUACCUUGAAGUAAGCACCUUAUAUAUUUAUAGAUGCAUGAAAAUGUCAUUGGGGGCUUUUUUCUCGCUAUUUUAUAUUGAAGUUUUUCUCAUUGAUAACUUGAAAUUUUGGUUUGCAGCUGCAUUCCUGUUUCCUCUUCCCUCUACCAACCAUCACUUUGGUUUCAAGUGACC
Molecule: messenger RNA, 356 nt
Organism: Gongylonema pulchrum
Lineage: Eukaryota; Metazoa; Nematoda; Chromadorea; Rhabditida; Gongylonematidae
Source: the annotation of a GenBank genome assembly